GGCGUCUUGAGAAGAGCAGAUACACAGCUAACAGAAUAAAACAGGGAGCAUGAAUACCUGAAUCUUUUGCCUGUUCUUGUCUUCAUAUUCGGACCCUUGGAAGAAAUGGUGAUUGUUGCUAUUUAUCUGCUGGACAUCUUGGUUCAAGUCUUUGCAGCCCCUUGCAAUCCAAACAAAGCAGAUGUCAUUUUGGUGUAUUGCUAUCCUAAAACCAUCAUUACAAAAAUUCCCGAAUGCCCGUAUGGAUGGGAGGUUAAUCAAUUGGCUCUUGGAGGCGUUUGCUACAAUGGGGUUCAUGAUUCAGGAUACUAUCAAUUCACGAUCCCAGAUUUAUCACCCAAAAACAAAUCCUACUGUGGAACUCAAUCAGAGUUCAAAAACCCCAUCUAUCACUUCUACAACUCCAUCGUCUCCAACGACAGCUCUGUCAUUGUGAAGAGCCAGCCUGUGAAUUACUCGUUCACCUGCACUUACCAUGCAAACUACUUGGUCAACCAGGCAGCCUUCGACCAAAGAGUGGCGACAGUCCAUGUGAAGAAUGGGAGCGCCGGUUCAUUUGAAAGUCAGUUAUCUCUCAACUUCUACUCUAAUGCCAAGUUUUCCAGUAAAAAAGAAGCCCCCUUUGUCGUUGAAACCUCAGAAAUUGGCUCUGAUGUAUUUGCUGGAGUGGAAGCCAAGGGGUUAAGUAACAGGUUUAAAGUGAUUCUGAACAACUGCUGGGUAACACCUUCAUCGGAAUAUUUCUACCAAAUCCAGUGGCCACUGAUCACAAAAGGGUGUGCCACGGACAACUCUAUCUUAGUGCAUGAAAAUGGGAAAAACCACCGGGCCACCUUCCAGUUCAAUGCCUUCCGGUUCCAAAACAUCCCCAAACUAUCCAAAGUCUGGCUGCACUGUGAGACACACGUCUGUGACAGUGAAAAGUUUGCCUGCCCUGUGACAUGUGAAAAACGAAAACGACGCACCGAGCAAACCGGAGGAGUGCUAAUGGCGGAACUUGCAGUGCGUAGCGGAGGUCUGGCAACACACUACAACUUCUCAGCUGUUCUCAGUCAUCUAAUCUUCACGCUUGGAAUCAGUGCUGUUUUGCUGUGAGUCACAGCCCAGCUGCAGUUCUUAACACAUUCUGCUGAUCCCCUCUCCCCACUUUGUAACUGUACUUUACUAUGAAAACAAUUUAUUUUACUCAC
Messenger RNA from Pelodiscus sinensis (Chinese soft-shelled turtle), 1190 nucleotides. RefSeq names its product tectorin beta (gene TECTB). Gene Ontology annotation, molecular function: extracellular matrix structural constituent. NCBI's taxonomy places the organism in Eukaryota, Metazoa, Chordata, Testudines, Trionychidae. The record is from RefSeq and is a predicted model, not a curated record.